UGACGAAAGUGAACCAAAGAAAAGUCUUUUUCUAGAAAUGCAUAGCAAGUGAAUCAAAAGAACAUAUCGAAAAUGUAAAUAGAUAUAAUGUUAUUCAUUGUUAAAUUGUUCUACUGUAUACUUGUGCUAGUUAAUUUCUUGAAAAACUAAAAAAGACAAUGAAUCCAAGGGCAAGUGACUCUAAGAAUAAAGCAAAGAUUCUUAAUGAUUUAUUUGUCAUUUGAUAGUAGUUGCAUAUCGCGCUUUCAACUAUUUGAAAUACAAUAUUUUUGUAAGCCUUCCGAUUGAUUAAAUUUUCAUAAUAUAUUCAUUUUCUAAUCGAAAAUGGGAUCAAAUUAGCCAUUUAGUUAAAAACCAGAUGUUAUAAGAAUAUUAAAUGUAAAUCUCUAAUCAAACAUUUACUAUCACAUCAUAUCUAUUAUCCAAGCACUUUAGAUUGAUAAUGAUCAUGUGGGUUAUUUAUUUUCAAAUCGCAGUUACACGAUUACUGCAAGCAAUAGGAUCUAUCGAUAAUUCUAAUCAAUCUUUUGACAGUGCUUCUAGUAACGGGCACGAAUCGCAUACAUGUAUAUUUGGAAUAACUUUUAGUUUUUUAUUGAAUAAGAAACAAUAAAAGUUGCUUCUGUUCAUUAUUUCCUGAUGAGUACCGAUUACAUUGAUUUAUUCCUUGAAAGUCAUUUUUUUAAAUCAAAUAAAAGAGGCCAUGAUAUUAUUUUCAAAAACAUGCUAUAUCAAAUAAUAAGAUUAACUUUUGUUGAAUUUCGUCUGUUAGCUACCAAUAGCUACGUGAAACAAGAAUACCCAAUAAAGAUUUUACUUAGACACAUUUGAUGAAAAAACUGUUUCCCUUUUAUCACGAUAUGAUUAAUAGUAAAGAAUGCAAUGGAUAUGAUAACAAUAAUGUUGCUUAAUGAAACUAAUGAAUAAAUUUUCAUCGGAGAUUGAUUUAUAUUUUAAAAAUAGAUGAGCUGUAACAACAGAUAAAUAAACAUAUUAGUUUUUUUUCUUUGAUUCCAUUCUAAUUCAGACUGAAGCUCAAUUGAUGAUAUACAAAGUUUCUCGAAACAAAAUAAUAUUCUUGUAGAAUUUCCAGCCUCUUUAUAUCAGCCACCGAUAUGGUGAAAGAUACCUACCCGGACGAGAUAUGAAGAUUUUCUUUAUGACUAGGCUGUACUUCUACGAGUUUUUUGGAAUUCGAUUAUAUACAUACAUAUACAUAUACGUUCACAACUAUCCCACUACACUGUAAAGUAGAAAAUAAGUUAUAGAGUUUAAUCAAGGAUAUUCUAGGAAUGCCUAUGCGAAUUCAACCAGGUUUUUUCAAGUCUAUGAAAAUCAAUGCCGAUUUUCAACGAAUAGUGUUUUUCCGGUGAAUAAAUUUGAAUUUCUACUAUUUCGAAAAUCAAGCAUUUCAUAGAAAUCCGAAAAUUAACUAGCGAAUCAUGAAUUUUAAAAAUGAGGUGACCAUACUGUAACGAAAUAUUGUUUGAUGAUAAGUGGAUAGUUUAUAUUCAUUACUGCUGCAGCUUUUAUUUUUUAUUGGUAAUCACAAAGAGAAACUGGAAGAGUAGUGUUACCGCUAUCCAUGGUGUAUAAGAUAUUAGUUACACUACUCCAUUCUCUAAUUUUCCAGUUCUGUUCCAGCUCUGAUAUAUAAUACAAUGCACUCGCUUUACAUACGUGCACACCAAAGAGAAAGUGCAGAAGGAAAGAACAGAAAACAGAUAUGAUAGACAUUUCCAUCUUACAUUAAUUACGUUCAGAAACGUAACCACAUCGCGCAAAGAUUUCUGAAUAAUAUAAAGAAGAAGAUCAGAUACAUUAAUGAUAGUAGUAGGUUGUACAACAUCCGUUGAGAAUAAUACAUUCUAUAACACACAUGAGAACGUAAUAAUCCUGUCUGCACGACAGUCCCACAGGGUAAUUACAAAAAAUGAAUACCAAAUAUAUGAGCAAUAAAGGAUGUCCAUGUAUUAUUGGCACAGAUAGUACUUGAUCUAGUGAAUUAAAUGAUGUAAUUUGUCCUCGAAAAGAUGCCAACCUUCCACUCGAAAAAUAAGUUUUUUAACAAAAUUUAUAUGUUUUUGCUGGAAAUGAUGGAAUUGAGAAAGAAGAAUGACUUCAAUGAUGGCAUUAAAACAUGGACAGAACGGAACAAAAACGAAAGUAUGUGUUUGUUUCUUUAUUGUUACUCACUCAAAGCGAAUCGUAUCUUGAUGAAAAUCAUACAAUUCGAUAGAAAAAUGUUUUGUCUAUUCCGCAAUCUAAAAAUCAGCUCAAAUAAACUUCAAGAAGCGGAGAUAUAGAGGUUUUACUGGAACAUUUCAAAAGUAGUGAUGUCAUUUGGAUCUACCACUCUAUAGCAUUCGUUUAGAAUUAAAAUUUGUAUCAUACGAAACUCUUAUACUUCAAGCUAGCCACGGAAAUUAGCAACACUAGAUUGAGACAAUCAGACAAAAUUUUUUCCUCAUGCUUCGUUCCACACCCUAAACAAAAAAGAUGAUUUUACCGAACCCCCCAAAAAGGUUUCGCAGGUGCCUAAAAGCUUCCAAAUACGUUGAAAGGCUUGAGAAAGCGGCUGUUAGAAUUUACGAAACCUUAAAAGCAUCUGAUCGUUGGCAUACGGUCGGAACCAUCUCCUACGAAACCUUUUUUGUUUAAAGUCCAUAUUAUAUCUAUUUGUGAAAAAAAUCAUUUUUCGUCCUCAAUUGCACUCACACCUACAUCGAUAAAAAUCGAUUUUGUUACAGCUGGUAUCGAUCUGCAUCUAUAUGUUUCAUCUAUCUCGCACAAAUUCUAUAGCACACAUUUUUUCACUAUGAUUCACUUAUUGAAAAGGCGAAAGAAAAAUAAAGCAAAAGCGUUCUUUUAAAAUUGAAAGGUUUAUUAAUUGCUACAAGUAUGUUGUUCAGAGAAUUACGCUUGAAGAAAAAAGUGUACUUUUUUAAACGAAGCAAUGUAUCUACGAUUUCAAUACAUCAAUAUGAUGAAAAUACAUCUUAUUCAACUAGUCACUUAUGCUUUCUUGUAUGCUUAGAAACAAAAAAGAAAUUCAUGUGAUGUAUCCUUCUAUUUAUUUCGCAGUGAAAAUAAAUAUGCUUCUCCUGACACAAAUUGGAUUGCCAUCAUUCUUUCUUACUUAUUGUUUUGUUCGGGCAUGAAUUCAUAAACAGUUUGAAAAGAUCUAACAGAGUAAAACUCAAACAAGCUACGACAAAUAAUCGGAAGCGAUGGCUGAUGAAGCGGCGAGAAAGAUUUCUAUUUUGCACUUCUCAAAUUUUGAUCAAGUAUCAUUUGUUCCUGUUUGCUUUCGUUUUGGUAAUAUCACGUUUUAAAUAUAUUUUAUUAUGUUCAGACGACGUCAGGAAACGGUUCGGACGAAAAUCUAAGUGGCAAUUCAUCUAAUCCAGCAACUGCUCGAAAUAUUAAGACGGAUUUGGAAUCAGUUCCUGAAAUUCCAGACACUGGAAUCAGCAAGGCCAAAGGCUUACCAACAAUUUUACAAGUUAUUUUUGUCGGCAUCACAUUAGCACAACAACAACGACGACAACAACGUCAACAACUAGUACCACAUCAACGACUACGACUACCACUACGACAACAACAACGACAACAACUACGACGACAACUACAACAACAACGACCACUACGACUACAACCACUACAACAACGACAACAACUACGACGACAACUACAACAACAACGACCACUACCACUACAACCACAACGACCACUACGACUACAACCACUACGACAACAACGAGUACUACUUCAACAACAACGACAACAACAACUACCACGACAACUAAAACGACGACUACCACAACAACUACAACAACAACUACCACCACGACAACGAAAACUACGACUACUACCACAACAACUGCAACAACAACUACAACAACAACCAGCCAAACAACAACAACAAGUCACCUCAGCUGCUUGUCCUACAGGAUAUGUUCGAACGCCAUCUGGCUCAUGUGUCAAUCUCCUCAUCGAUUUCAAUAACUGUGGCUCCAUUGGUUAUGUUUGUGCUUCAUCAUAUACAAGUUGCUCAAAUGGAGCUUGCAGUGGCGCACCUGCCGUACAGCUUACAGGGGGUGUCACAGUCCCUGGUUGGGGAGGUACAGUUAAUGUCGAUGAUGCCUAUGUGACUCUUAGUCUGCCAUUCUCCAUAUCAUUAUAUGGCUACGUCACAUCGAGUGCGUCCGUUCAGAGUAAUGGCUGUGUCUGUCUGUCCGGCUGCUCCAGUGCUUACACAAACGGACCUUUACCAAGUGGUAGCUUUAGUGGACCAACAGCAUUUGGUUAUUGGGAUGACCUUUAUAUAUAUGCAGGUACAUCUCAAAGCGUCUACUAUGGUACAACAGGUACAUAUCCUAAUAGAAACAUGAUCUUUGAGUUCUACAUGGCUCACUUCAGUGGACCAACUCUAUAUUACCACUUCCAAAUAGUGUUUUACGAGUCAUCACCCAAUAUCGUGGCCUAUUCAUAUUUCCAGUCGUCUGAUGGAGGUUCUUCAGCUACCAUUGGCGUUCAGUCUUCUGGAAGUGGUCCCAGCAUGACAUAUUCGGUGGAUACAUCAGGAGCUGUACCAGUUGGCUCACUAUCACAAAACAGUCCAACAAUGACCCUGACAUUCAAUACCAAUGCUGGUACAUAUUCAAGCAGUGGAUGA
This is a messenger RNA of Rotaria socialis, 4678 nucleotides long. The record is from the annotation of a GenBank genome assembly. NCBI's taxonomy places the organism in Eukaryota, Metazoa, Rotifera, Eurotatoria, Philodinida, Philodinidae.